This is a messenger RNA of Caenorhabditis remanei, 1581 nucleotides long. RefSeq lists its product as uncharacterized. The coding region runs from base 1 to 1581 and encodes 526 amino acids. The record is from RefSeq and is a predicted model, not a curated record. Lineage: Eukaryota; Metazoa; Nematoda; Chromadorea; Rhabditida; Rhabditidae. The transcript has 8 exons.
AUGAAUUUAAUUCAAUCGCUUCUCGUGUUUCUGUCAUUCGUUGCAAUCAAAGAUGUUUCAUCGGAGUCAACAAUUGAGAACUUUAUUGGCGAUUUGAACUCCUUGAGACAAGAGUACGUCGAUGAUUAUAAAGUACCAAAUAUGCACGAGUUGAUUUGGAGUGAGGAUCUGGUCAAUAUUCUGACACCUCUCGAUUUGAGUGCUAAAUUGCCAAAAUCCCGUAUAAAUUGGCGAUUCACUUCUCUUAAAUCUUAUAAUACUGCAUGGUCUGAUAUUGAAAAAUAUGCGAACAAUUUUUUGAAAAAAACUCCAAAAGAAGUGACAAAAGCUAUUGAAGCCGGUAGAUAUUAUACAAUGGAUAAGAUGGAGUUGUUCAAUCCUCUUCAAAGGUUUAUUGGAUGUACUAGCAAACCAGAAGAAGAUAUAAUCGAAAGUGUUAACCAGAUAAGAGAGGAGUAUUCAAAGAAAUUCAAUGUCCCCAAUGUGCAUCAAUUGAUUUGGAGUGAAGAUCUUCUGAAAAUCCUGAAGGACAUGGAUAGGGAUAAUGGAUUUAAGGGUGCUUGUGUUACAUGGAGAUAUGUGCAUAUAGACACUUCUAACAAAGGAUCCAUCAAAAACGAGUUAAGCACUUUCUUUAAAAAAAGUGAUGUAGAGAAACGAUUAUUCGUCAGAAAUAAUUCUGACUCAACGCUGGAUAGCCUUGAAUUUCUGAAUCCACUCCAGAAGUUUAUUGCAUGCAGUCGAAAUUCGAAUACUCAUAGAUUUAUAUGUUUAUUAGGGACAGAAGGAAAAUUCACUAUGUUCGAUUAUUCUCAUAAAUCAAACGAAAUUCCCGGAUCAAAUUGUCAGAAAAGAUACAAAAAUGAUAGUGGAGUUUGUGUUGCAAUUAAUUCGGAAGAAGAAUCUUAUUUUGGACGUCAGUCGGAUUUCAUGAGUGAUAUCAAUCAGAUAAGAAGACGUUAUGCGAAAGAGUACAGAGUUCCCAACAUGCAUGCAUUGACUUGGAGUAAUGAACUUGCUGAAGUUUUAGAGCCUCUCAGAAUGGAUGAUGUGAAGGCUCAAGCGAAGAAAACUUGGAGAUAUGGAGCACUAAACACAUAUGACAAUACUAUCUAUCAUAUUAAAGCGGAUGUUACUCGCUUUUUCGAAAUGAAUAGAACCGCAAAAAACGAUCACAUUGUCAAAACUUUAUCGGACAAAGACACAAUGGACAGAUUGGAAUUUCUUAAUCCUCUGCAAAAAACCAUUGCUUGUGGACGGAAAGAGGAGGAAGGAGUAACUUAUAUUAUCUGCUUGUUGGGACCAAAAGUAAACUUCACAACAUUUGAUACGAGUUUUCAAUCACAGUUGGCAGCUGGAUCGAAGUGCCAUAAAGGAUAUUACAAUGAAGAUGGCCUAUGUGUCGUGCAAAUACCAACUCAAGAACCAAUUAUUGACUACAGAAAAAUGGCUGAGGAAGAAAGAAAUAAAGCAUUAACUGAGGAGUCAGAGCCGGAACCAAUUCUCGAAAAUCAUGGAAAUGGAAUAUCAUUGAGUCAUCUAUUUGUUUUUCUUCUGGCUAACUUGAUUUUCAACAUUUAA